Molecule: messenger RNA, 2844 nt
Organism: Penaeus indicus
Lineage: Eukaryota; Metazoa; Arthropoda; Malacostraca; Decapoda; Penaeidae
Product: venom protease-like
Exons: 8
Coding region: 350-1486 (378 amino acids)
Biological process (GO): proteolysis
Molecular function (GO): serine-type endopeptidase activity
Source: RefSeq, a predicted model, not a curated record
UAGCAUGAAGAAACCACUGUACUUAAUUCACAGGGACUUAUUACGACGAUUAGGGAUACUUUUUGAUUAACUAUAAGAUUUUUUUCCUACAAUUUGAUAUCGUUUGCUUUGGUAUUAAAUACGUUUCUUAUACGCUACAACAAAACUGUUUAUUGCACUUGAAUGUUACUUCUCAUAUCAGCCAACUGGUAUGCAAGAGCGAUGGUAAAAUGCUCGAAAUAUAUGCACAGACACGAAUUAAAUUGAUUUGUCAACUUCCCAGUGUACAACAAUAUAACUUUUGGAACGACAGCCUGUCGGCCUCGCCUAACGUCUGUCAUCAUUAACAGGACUUUUCUCUCGUUUAGCAAUGGGGAUGUAUUUAUUUACGGUGCUCUUGGUAGUGUUUAUCUCUGAAGCCCUUGGUAAUGUGACGAGCAAACGAGGCGUUCCGGGUGAUGUGUGCGAGAUGGGCGGGGGCGUGAAGGGGCGCUGCGAGGAGGUGAGGGCGUGCCUGGAGGACGGAGGCGUGAUCAGAAGAGAGGGUGUGGUCACCCUCUGCCAGCAGGAUCCCGGGGCUGUCAUCGUCUGCUGUAGGAAACCACAUCGAAUUGCUGACGAACUGUGCAGCGCGUGGUCGGGCUAUUGGCGCAGCGAGGGAGGACAAUGCAUACGGGAGAAUCAGCUGAUCGUCGGUGGCGUCACAGCCAAGCUCAGGGAAUUCCCACACAUAGCUAUUGUUGGUUACCAGACUCCGAACUCAACAAAAUGGGAGUGCGGAGGAACCCUGAUAUCGCCUCACUAUGUCCUCACGGCUGCCCAUUGCUACAAAGAGGGUAAGCAGUACAUGGUCAAACUCGGCGAACACGACCUCGCUCACGACAACCAAAACGUGGCCUCGCGAAUUAGAGGUGACCUGCCCUCAUCGCUUUACAAGGUCGAGUCUCUCCGCCAAGAUACCACAGAGUCGAGUAAGGUCGAACAGCUCCUGAGGGGCCACUUCAUCCUGCACCCGGAGCACCAUCACUUCAAAUAUUACGACAUUGCUCUUAUUGCUCUCGAGAAGCCGGCUACUUUUACCCUUAGUGUGUUGCCGGCUUGCUUGCCAACCGACCCUGAUAAGGACUUCGUCGGAGAAAAGGUCACUGUAGCAGGAUGGGGAUAUACUGGCAUAGGCGCUCCUGUUAUCAAAGACAUCCUACGGAAGGUCACAGUGCCAGUCAUCGACCUCCUCGAGUGCCAGUACCUGACCCCAGACCCAUAUGGGUUAAGCACGCCCCUGGGUCUCAUGGAGGACCAGAUCUGCGCCGGCGCCCCUGGGAAGGACUCUUGCCAGGGCGACAGCGGAGGACCCUUGCUCUACCAGAUUCCCCGUAACGGCGACCCCUGCGAGCACACCGUCAUUGGCGUGGUGAGCUUCGGCCAAGGCUGCGGGCGCCUUGGCGUCUACACGAGGGUCUCCUCCUACUUGGACUGGAUCACCGGAUUCAUCGCUCCUAACGCUUGACGUGUCUACAAGCACGUAAACAAACGCUUGAAUCUAUGAGACAAUGUCAUGUCGUUAAGAUAAACACAGAUGCAGAUAUAGUCUAAAUCCCCAUAAAAGAAGAAAGAACACAGAUGCAGACAUACGAACAUUGUACACAAAGAUAAAGAGAAACAAGACCACAAUAUAAACACUCCUAACUGAAAAUUAAAACUGAAAUGGAUCCUGUAGUAACAUAUAUAGAGAGGUAGAUAAAGAGAUAGAUACGCAUAUAUACACACACUGUGUGUGUGCAGGCGCAUGCGUGCCCCCCUCCCCCACACACACUUCAUUUUCCCCGCCCUACACAAAACACUGAUUAAAGGCGGCCCAUUCUCACAUAUCAGUAAUAAGUCAGUGCUGCGUCCGCUCAAGUCUGUCAGUGUCUGAAAAAAUCGUUAACUUGACUUCGGAUAGUGCAUCCACACAUCCCCGGCACAGAACUAUGUCUUGACUUAGUGUCAGUUACGUCUCCGUGCCAUGAAAUUGAAAAUCAUCGCCACCGAUAUCUUUAUUUUUCACGGACAUCGGACGAGUGUUGUGAGUUUUUCAACAAAAAUGAAUGUUGAAUUUCGCUUUAUUUUAAUACACAAAUUAAUGUACGGUAUUGCAAAAUAAACGCCUAAGGAAAAUUUCCUAUGUGGCUUUGAAUAGAUAAAUACAGUAAAUAGCCUACUAUAAAAUAUUUGUAUUAUUUAACCACAAACAAACUGAUAAUCGCCCCCUUGGUGUUAUAGUCUUUUCUCCAGUGGGUGUCUACUUCUACAAAUAAGCCUCUUUUUUACUGAGCACUGUGUUUAAACAGUUUUCGGGCAUUCUGAAGUACUGGAACAAAAAUUGUUCCAUCAUCAGUUAUCUCCUUGUACAAAUUAGCGAGCUCUCCUUUACUUUCUUUUAUUCCACGCUUUAUGUGCUCACUUUCUUUUUCUUUAUUUUUAUCCUCUUCAUCAAGAAUUAUGGCAAUCAUUACCAAUUCCACGUCUGAAAACUUUGCUGUUUUGGAAAUUACUGAUUUCACGCUGCAAGUUAUUACUCAGGGGCAUCAAUUAAGUAGUUGCCAAAACUCUGCCCCCCUCAACAGGCUGCGAUUUUUUUUUUUUUUUUUUUUUUUUUUUUCACUUGUCCAGGAGGACAAGUACACCUGACUUUCCACUCGUCCUCUUCUGAAUACCACUUGUCCGAAAUAUUUAUAUAUAUAUAUUAUAAAGAAAUUUAUCAACUGUGAUAUAUGAAACUAAUAUAAAUAACUAUUAAUUGUGUCAUUUUUCUUUUAACAUUUUUAAACUGUAAUAACAGUCAACAUUAUGUGAUUGUGAAUACAAUAAAACAUUAAAGAUACA